Mesitornis unicolor (brown roatelo) is the source of this 1133-nucleotide messenger RNA. RefSeq names its product high mobility group nucleosomal binding domain 3 (gene HMGN3). The annotation marks the transcript as partial. Gene Ontology annotation, cellular component: chromatin; nucleus. Gene Ontology annotation, biological process: chromatin organization. Lineage: Eukaryota; Metazoa; Chordata; Aves; Mesitornithiformes; Mesitornithidae. Gene Ontology annotation, molecular function: nucleosomal DNA binding. The record is from RefSeq and is a predicted model, not a curated record. The transcript has 5 exons.
UCUCCAGAGGGUGCUGAAGGCAAGGAUGCAGCAAAAGUAACUAAACAAGAGCCCACAAGACGAUCAGCAAGAUUGUCAGCUAAACCUGCUCCACCAAAACCUGAACCUAAACCAAGGAAAACCACGAAGAAGGAGCCUGGAACAAAGGCCAACAAAGGUGCUAAAGGGAAGAAGGAUGAAAAGCAAGAAGCUGCAAAGGAAGGUACUACACCAUCUGAAAAUGGUGAAAAUAAAGCUGAAGAGAUUCGCAUCUCUCGCCCAACUGUUAGUGUUGCAACAUCCAGAGGUGCCCCAGCCAGCACACUGUCAGUAAAAGGGCAGAUUGAAAGAGUUAAGGGUACGGUAGCGCACUCAUUCAGCAUGUGCGCAGUGAAUAGGAGCAGGUAGUAGUGUGGUGCUUUUCAGUGCGAGCUGUGGAAGCUGCCAGGUAAGGCUCGUAUUGCUUUUGAAAAGCUGGGACCUGUCAUUUCAGCCAAGUGUGUGAAUGUACCUGUUCUGUUCUGUGUCAGUGUCGUGUGGACACAGGUUUGAAACCGAGCUGUUGCAAAUAAGGAGUAGAAGGAGUUAAGGGGUAGUUUGGGUCUUUAGGUAUUGGAAUGGCCAUUUACUAUAGUAAUUUCUCUCUUUCUUUCUUCUCCACAGGCUCAGAAAACUGAAUCUGUAGGUGACAAGAAUGAAUGAAAUAUCAUGAAAAUUUUGGGUUGAUUUUAUGUACCUCUUGGACAACUUUUAAAAGAUAUUUUUAUCAAGUAUUUUGUAAAUGCUAAUUUUUUUAGGACUAUGAUAGUUGACAUAUUAAACUGUAUAUGAACAUUUCCCUUCUCAUAACAGUGCUUUUAGAAAUUCCCAUUGUUGCCAAGUAAUAUAAAUAUCAACUUAAUAUUGCAAGGUAUGUGUAAAAUCGGAUCAGCAUUCCAUACACUUGCUUUAAGGAAUUUAAGUCUUGUGCAUAUGGUGAUGUUUUUACUGUGCGUAUUUGAAUUUUUCAUGCAGUUUUUCUAGAGCAAUAAUCAGUGGUGCUUUUGUACUUAGAGUUUAUGUGAUUUUAAUGAAACAUGGAUAGAUGUGGCCACCUGCUGACUAUUUUGGGUUCUUUUAAUGGAUUAAAAUAAAAGGUCUCCUUGCCUGCAAAA